This is a messenger RNA of Cuscuta campestris, 1932 nucleotides long. NCBI's taxonomy places the organism in Eukaryota, Viridiplantae, Streptophyta, Magnoliopsida, Solanales, Convolvulaceae. The record is from the annotation of a GenBank genome assembly.
AAUAGAAUUCCAAAAAAAAUAGAAACAACUUUGAUUUGGAGUUUCAAUUCCCAACAAAAACCAGACUAGGCUCGCACCCUAUUUAGGACUUGGGAGUUGUAGCAUCUUUGACUGGAAGUCCCCGGGAAUCGAUUAGGGGGCAGAGCCCUCACAAAACACAGCGAUGCCGGCGUUUGAAUUCUCCGGUAGAAGAAGUCCUGGCCGCCGGCGCAGCUGCUGUUUCUUCCUGGUGUUGCUGCUUCUUCUUCUUAUUAUUAUUCCAAGCGCGAGGGGGGGAGGAGAGGGGGUGAUCAGGGUCAAUUACAAGUUCUCCGGUUCGGAGCGGACUCUCACUGCCCUAAGCGCGCACGACGACAUGCGCCAUCUCCGUUUCCUCUCUGGCGUCGACCUCCCCAUCGGCGGAACCGGCCGACCUGAUUCUGUCGGGCUUUACUAUGCCAAAAUUGGGAUUGGAACUCCGGCAUUGGAUUAUUAUGUGCAAGUAGAUACAGGGAGUGACAUUAUGUGGGUUAAUUGCAUUGGAUGCACAGAGUGCCCUAGAAGAGGUUACCAUGGCAUGGAGCUGAGUUUCUAUAAUCCAAAGGAUUCUCUUACUGGGCAAUUAAUUUUGUGCAACCAGAAAUUCUGCAAGGACAUGUUAAGAGACACAGUAGCGAGUUGCUACGGUAAUACAUCUUGCUAUUACACUGAAGUUUAUGGAGAUGGAAGUUAUAGCAUGGGCUACUUUGUAAAGGAUAUCGUACAGUAUGAUCAAGUGUCAGGUGAUCUCCAAACUAAAUCAUCAAAUGGAAGUGUUAUUUUUGGGUGUGGUGCAACAGAAUCUGAUGACCUGAGCUCAUCAGAUGAUGCGCUUGACGGGGUCAUUGGAUUUGGGAAAUCCAAUUCAUCCAUGAUUUCACAGUUGGCUUCUUCUGGUAGAGUGAGAAAAAUGUUUGCGCAUUGUCUAGAUGGUGUGAACGGAGGAGGUAUUUUUGCCAUUGGCCAUGUUGUUGAACCAAAAGUAACUAUGACACCCUUGAUACCGAACCAGUCACAUUACAAUGUCAACAUGACAGCAGUCAGAGUUGGUCGUGAGUUUCUAAACCUCUCAACAUAUGUAUAUAUGGACGGUGACAAUCGGGGAGCAAUAAUUGAUAGUGGAACUACAUUAGCUUAUCUUCCAGAAGUCAUAUAUCACCAACUAGUGAAAAAGAUACUCUCCUGGCAGCCUGGUUUGAAAUUACGCACGGUUAAUGAUGAAUACACAUGCUUUAAGUUCUCCGAAAGCGUUGAUGAUGGGUUUCCUCCAGUGACGUUAUAUUUUCAAAAUUCACUCACUCUGAAUGUUACUCCUCAAGAAUACCUAUUUCCAUAUGAUGAUUUAUUUUGCAUUGGAUGGCAAAACAGUGGGAUCCAAACUCGUGAUAGAAAGAACAUCACCCUUCUAGGAGAUCUGGUACUUUCAAAUAAGCUAGUCCUGUAUGAUCUUGAAAAUCAGGCCAUUGGAUGGACAGAAUAUAACUGCUCAUCAAGCAUAGAAUUGAAGGAUGAAAUCACGGGGUCUGUGCAUUUGGUUGGUGCUCAUUCUAUAUCAUUUGGCUCUACCCUACGCGUGAAUAUGUGUCUCAUCUUUUUUUUGUUAGCAUCUUUUUUCCUGCAAAAUGUUGUCUGCUGAGUUUGGCUCAGGUAACAUCCAUCCAUUCUAUCGUAAAGUUUCUGUUUUUUAAGAGGGGGAAUUCGGCAAAGAAUAGAUACAAAACCACAAUGCAUUUUGGCUUUCAUAGUGAAGUUUGCAUAUAUUUUAUAGAUAGAUAGGUAUACAACUCGCAAACUAUGGCGUAUCAAAAAUAUUUUCUUCCUUUCUUUUUAUUGUGUAAAUCAAGUUUUGUAAAUAUAUAUAUUCCAACAAGUAAGCAUUAAUAAAAGUAUAAACUCAGCGCAUUUACCUUGUUU